Styela clava is the source of this 1524-nucleotide messenger RNA. RefSeq lists its product as uncharacterized. The record is from RefSeq and is a predicted model, not a curated record. Lineage: Eukaryota; Metazoa; Chordata; Ascidiacea; Stolidobranchia; Styelidae.
UGAUGAUAAAAAAAGAGAAGCAAAACAUUUUUGUGGGGAGUCAUCAACUGCUUUUAUUACUUCAGGCUAUACAAUGCGUACUACUUCAAAUAGCCCUGUUUAUAUAGGAAUAUGUGCUUUCUGUAUUGUAUUACUUGUUAUAUACGCAUCUUAUAAGUGUCCUGGUAAUCCUGAAAUUCACGUAUCGCUUCACCAAAGUUACAACAGCAGUCUUCACGCAACAUCGAGCGAAUUGAGAUAUCGUAACCCAUUUUGUGAAAACAUCUUGUAUAAUUUGAGCAAUGGUCAGUGGGUGAAAAAGAUUAAUAGUUUUAAUAAAAAUGAAAACGAAUAUGUGAAAUUACUGAAAGAAGAAGAGGAAUUGGAUUCUUCAUUGACUGAAUUUCGUAUAAAUCGUGGAAUACAUACACGACUGUGGAGAGAUGAUAACAAAUGUGGAUUUAACAACGUGCAGACGAAGCCAGAAGGAAAUGCUUGGGCGGCUCCUGCAGGAAGUUGGUGUGAUGCGAAAAGUGAGAGACCUUGUUGCAGUGACAUGAAUGAUGGUAGUUGUGGAAGCAUAUGUGAUUGUCCCAAUUGCGUUGAUACCAGGAAGAUAUAUCACGCUGAAAUAAGUGAAUGGAUUCCAUUUGAUUCUUCAUGUCGACGACGAAACUACACAGCAACUCAAGCUUGUGAAGUUGUCAAUCGGUUCUCUCAAAUAUUUUUUGUUGGUGAUUCUUUUGUGAGAAAAAUGGCGAGAGGUUUUGUUUUGACUUUAAGGUCCGAUCCAACGUAUGGAUUUUUACUGGCACGGUAUGAUAAAAAAUUCACCAAACUAUGUGUUGGCGCUGACCAGUUAUAUUGGACAGAAUGUAGAAUUGACGGGGGAGAAAUACUCAAAAAUCUCGUAGAUAAAACUCCUUUUUGUGGAAGCCAGACACCACUGGUUACUCUCAAUAAUUGGUACAAUUAUGCAUAUGCAAACGGGUUUUUGAAUUUAGUUAAAAGUUUAACAGGAAAAGUUGGUUCAGUUUUGCUGGUUGGUCAGGGUGGACACGAUGGAUGCAAAUCUGAAGUGACUAUUAAAAAAUUUUUGAGUCCCGUGAUUCAACAUUUGGAUGAUUUCUAUAAAGAUUUUGACAACACGACGGUUGAACCCUCGAAUAUAUUUAAAAAGAUUCAUCGAUGGCCACAUAUCAUUUUUAUGUAUCCUGACUCUAAUGGAAUAUUAAAACCAAAAUCAUAUCAUGCAGCAAACGGCGAUAUUGUUUGUAAACAAUUUUCUAGAGAAAUGAAAGUAUAUUGCGAUGCUCAUAGCAUCCCUGUACUUGAUUUCUCCAGCCUUACAUCAGGAGUUCAUAGUUACGAUGGAGCACAUCACGGUCUAGGAGUUAAUAUAAUGAAAGUCCAAAUUUUACUCAAUUACCUCGAUUAUAUAUCUUAGUCUGGAUAUUCAAUCUGAACAAAAUUUGUCCAUGUUUACUUAUUCGAAUAUAUAUAUUCAUGUAUAAGCUACUCAAUAUCUAACCUAGAAAAAAUCCC